This is a messenger RNA of Penicilliopsis zonata CBS 506.65, 2190 nucleotides long. RefSeq lists its product as hypothetical. Gene Ontology annotation, biological process: triterpenoid biosynthetic process. Gene Ontology annotation, cellular component: lipid droplet. The coding region runs from base 75 to 2156 and encodes 693 amino acids. Gene Ontology annotation, molecular function: intramolecular transferase activity. The transcript has a single exon. The record is from RefSeq and is a predicted model, not a curated record. Lineage: Eukaryota; Fungi; Ascomycota; Eurotiomycetes; Eurotiales; Aspergillaceae.
AUCGGGGGGUUUUCUAUCCUCACUAUCAUCAAGAUCCCCUCCAGGAUAAAGGAAGAGAAAAGAAAAAAGAGAAAAUGGCAACGGCGACAGCGACCAGCACUUAUGCUUCGAUGUCCAAGGUUAGCAAUGACGAUCUUGUCCAAGAUGCACAGCAGGCACUUGAGCGCGCAACGGCUUAUUCGUUCCACCACCGUCACGACGACGGGCACUGGUACGGCGAGCUCAAAUCCAAUGCCACCAUCACGGCGGAGUAUGUCAUGUUGCGAUAUAUCCUCCAGCUGGACCUGUCUGCAGACCGUGCUGCCUUUAUAACGUACUUUCUCACCGAUCAAAAUGCGGACGGCUCCUGGGGCAUUGCCCCUCACUACCCCGGUGACGUUUCGACCAGCACCGAGGCCUAUUUUGCCCUCAAACUGCUAGGGCUGCGGCCAGAUAGAGCCGAGAUGCGGCGUGCCCGAGCGUUUAUCAUCUCCGCUGGCGGUGUAGCGGCCGUCCGGAUCUUCACGCGCCUUUUUCUGGCGACUUUUGGGCUGUUUCCGUGGAAGGCGGUGCCAGAGCUGCCAGCAGAGCUCAUCCUCCUGCCCAACUCUGCACCGAUGAGUAUAUAUCGAUUCUCGUCGUGGGCUCGUGGCACCAUCGUUCCUUUACUGCUGAUCCGCCACCAUCAGCCGAUCUUCUCGCUGCCCAACGGACGGUCCGAGACCAAUGACUAUCUGGACGAGCUGUGGUGCAAUGCCGCUGAAAAAGCAGUGCCAUAUGCGCCACCACUGCUGACCUUGCUGCGUACAGAUCUGGUGGCUAGUGCGUAUGCGGCAGCCGAUAGCGUCCUGCGCUGGCUCGGCGGGCUGCGAGCCUCUCCAACCCGGGGAUACGCGCGACGGUGCUGCGUGCAAUGGAUACUGGAGCAUCAAGAGGUCGACGGUGACCUGGGUGGCAUCUUUCCCCCGAUGCAUCACGGGCUGCUGGCUCUAUUUCUCGAAGGGUUUGAGCUCGACGAAGCCCCGAUUCGCAAAUUCCUGGACGCAAUGGAGCGGUUCGCCUGGCAGGAUCAGCGUGGGGGGAAGCGUAUCCAGGCCUGCGUCUCGCCGGUCUGGGACACGAUUCUGACAGUGAUCGGACUCUGUGAUGCGGGCGUCCCGACCGGCCUGGUGGACCGGUCGAUCGAGUGGAUCCAGGCUCGUCAGCUCCUCGACCCUCACGGCGACUGGCGCAUCUACCGACCCAGCCUGGCCCCUGGUGGGUGGAGCUUCGAAUAUUCCAAUACCUGGUACCCCGACGUUGAUGACACGGCAGCCGCGGUGCUGGCGCUAAUCAAGCAUGACCCGCGAGCCUGCCGUUCGUUCUCUGUCCUCCGCGCGGUGGAAUGGAUCCUUGGCAUGCAAAAUGGCGAUGGCGGUUGGGGAGCCUUUGAUGUGGAGAACGAUCGGCUCUACUUAAACAAGAUCCCAUUCAGCGACAUGGACAGUCUCAGCGACCCAUCCACCGCCGACGUGACGGGCCGCAUCGUGGAAGCGUUCGGGCUGUUCCUGAAGAUGCAGGCCUCGUCAGUACCGCCGGUUCCCAUGGAUGUGAUCGACCGCGUGACUGCUGCCUGUGAGCGGGCGCUACUCUAUCUCGCUCGGAUCCAGGAGACGACGGGAGCCUGGUACGGCCGCUGGGGUGCCAACUACAUCUAUGGCACCAGCAAUGUGCUCGGUGGGCUCGCGUACUUCGCUGUGCGGGAUAACGACCCCGGGCAGGUCGACGUGGGUGUCCAGGACGCCAUUCAGUCAGCGGUGGAUUGGCUCACUUCCAUCCAGAAUGCGGACGGCGGCUGGGGGGAGACCCUGCUGUCAUACCGGGAACCUCAGAUGGCCGGUAGGGGACCAUCCUGCGCGUCACAGACGGCAUGGGCCCUUAUGGGCUUGCUGGCGCACCGUCCGGUCAGCGACACAAGCAUUCGACGAGGCAUCCGAUACCUGGUGCGGAUGCAAGCGUGCGACCAGGAAUGUAAGGGACAGGCCACCUGGCACGAGACCUAUUAUACAGGCACGGGGUUCCCCAAGCAUUUUUACCUGGGAUACGCCCUCUACCCGCAUUAUUUCCCGAUGAUGGCGCUGGGACGGUAUGUGAACGCUGCGAACGUCAAGGGGUUGUCUCUUCAGAUUGGGUUCUAAUGAGGAAGGAAGAGAAAGUGGGAGGGUAUAUAGA